AUGGCUCUAACCGACUUUUCCAGAUGUGGAGAGAUCAAGCGUUUGGUCAUGGGCUUGGACCGGUUUACGAAAACACCGUGCGGCUUCUGCUUCGUCGAAUACUACACUCAUCAGGAUGCGCUGGACUGUCUGAAGUACAUUGGUGGCACCAAGCUCGACGAACGAAUUAUCCGGACCGAUCUCGAUCCAGGAUUCGAAGAGGGCCGGCAAUAUGGCCGUGGAAAGUCUGGAGGUCAGGUCCGCGACGAAUACCGAGAAGAGUAUGACCCUGGUCGUGGUGGUUACGGGCGUGCUUACGCCGACGAUCAACGGCGACGGGAGGAAGAGGAAUAUGGCAAAGGUAGGUAA
Aspergillus terreus NIH2624 is the source of this 348-nucleotide messenger RNA. Its product is annotated as nuclear cap-binding protein subunit CBC2. Gene Ontology annotation, molecular function: RNA cap binding. Lineage: Eukaryota; Fungi; Ascomycota; Eurotiomycetes; Eurotiales; Aspergillaceae. Bases 1 to 348 code for a protein of 115 amino acids. The transcript has 2 exons. The record is from RefSeq and is a predicted model, not a curated record. Gene Ontology annotation, cellular component: nuclear cap binding complex. Gene Ontology annotation, biological process: mRNA cis splicing, via spliceosome.